AUGUGGAGGGAAGCAAUUAACAAAGAGGAAUUAGAUGAAUUUCAACUUGAGAUAAAAAAAGAAUUUUUAAAGGCAGAUGAACAUGUUCACACGCAAUCAACAAUUUUACAAGAUGCCGAAGACAUUUCACAAAUUUUCAAAAUUUUUGAAGAACAUAAACCAAAUAUCAGUAAUGAUUCUAUGGAUUCUGAAGAACAUAAGCUAAUUAUCAACAAAGAUUUUAAAGAUUCUGAAGAACAUAAACUUAUUAUUAAUAAAGAUUUUGAAGAUUCUGAAA
This is a messenger RNA of Dentiscutata erythropus, 277 nucleotides long. The record is from the annotation of a GenBank genome assembly. Lineage: Eukaryota; Fungi; Glomeromycota; Glomeromycetes; Diversisporales; Gigasporaceae.